Messenger RNA from Talpa occidentalis (Iberian mole), 3815 nucleotides. It is a transcript of the gene POLRMT, whose product is annotated as RNA polymerase mitochondrial. Gene Ontology annotation, biological process: mitochondrial transcription. The record is from RefSeq and is a predicted model, not a curated record. NCBI's taxonomy places the organism in Eukaryota, Metazoa, Chordata, Mammalia, Eulipotyphla, Talpidae. The transcript has 21 exons. Gene Ontology annotation, molecular function: DNA-directed RNA polymerase activity; protein binding; mitochondrial promoter sequence-specific DNA binding. Bases 1 to 3654 code for a protein of 1217 amino acids. Gene Ontology annotation, cellular component: mitochondrial DNA-directed RNA polymerase complex.
AUGUCGGCGCUGCGCUGGGGCCGCGGCGCGGCCGGGCUCGGGUGGGCUCUGCGGCCCGCGGGCCGCCCCGGGCUCCCAGCGGAGGAAGGGGCCCUCCGCGGUUUCUGUGGCCGAAGAAAUAACUCCUCCGCCCACCCUUGUGAGCAAGACCCCAGGAAGGACUGGGGCCAUGCAGAGCUCCUGGAGGUGCUCGAGGCCCGGGUGCGGCAGCUGCAGGCUGAGUGUGUGUCGGAGAUGACUGUGAAGAGGGUGGAUGUGGCGGGACUCCAGGAGGGUGGCAUCCUCCAGCCCUCCAGGAAGACCCAGAUGGGAGCCAGGGAUGCUGCCCAGGGACUCAGUGGCCGCUGGGCGCAGAAGCUGGAGAGAGAGAAGCAGAAACAGUUAAAGAACAAGUUUAAGGAUCAGGCCUUGAUGCUGAUUCCCGGGCUGCGCCUGCAGAUGAAGCCCCGGCUGCAGGACAAGAGGCUGUCCAACUGCUUGCAACGCUGGGUGAGCGAGACCCCCAGCAGCCCCUGGGAGGAGCAGCUGACACAGCUGCUGCAGGAUGCACCACGGAAACUAAGCCAGGAGGCAGAGGAGGACCCAGCGGACAUGGCUGUCCUGGCACGGCUGGAGUCACAGCAGCACAGGCUCCAGUCCUUCUUCGAGUGCUGCCUGCUCUCUGACCACCUGCCCCUCGCCCACCACGUGCUGGCUGCGCAGCACAGCAAGGUCCGGCAUCCACGGCUGCUGACGCUGGCCAUGUAUAACACUGUCAUGCUGGGCUGGGCACGCAAGGGCUCCUUCAAGGAGCUGGUCUUCGUGUUCUACAUGAUGAAAGACGCCGGCCUCACCCCGGACCUGCUGUCCUAUGCGGCCGCGCUGCAGUGCAUGGGGCGGCUGGACAAGGAUGCCCGCACUAUCAAAAGGUGUCUGACGCAGAUGGCCCAGGAUGGACUGCAGUUGGGGGAGCUCUUCACCAUGCCGCUGUGCCCUGACGAGAGAGCAGCCCUCCUCAAGGCUGUGCUCAAAGUCCAGCCCUCCUUCCAGCCCCCGCCUCUGACCCCACCCCCGCCCCAGGUCAACAGUUCCCCACUGCUUUCGGAAGUCUAUGCCCAGGACCUUUCCGCAUCGUACCCCAAGCUGCACCUGCCCCUGAAGACGCUGCAGGACCUCUUCCAGGAGCAGCUGUGUGUCGAGCUGGCCACUGUCGUCCAUGUGCAGUCCGUGGACAAGGCCCCGGAGGAGACCAGGGAGGUCCUGCGUGCGCGGAAGAUCCUGGGAGAGCUGCGUGCACAGUGGGAGGGGACGCUGGCCCAGGCACUGCAGGCGGCCAAGGUCAAAGAGGCCCGUGCCGCCCACGAAGGUUUCCCCUCAGUCUUCCCUUACCUGUGCCUGCUCAGUGAGCAGGACAUGGUGCAGCUGUUGCUGCAGACCCUGCGGAACCUGUCCCCUCAUGGAGAGUCCUUGCUGUCGGUGGCACAAGAGCUGGGUAUGCGGGUCUUCAACCGCUAUACGGUGCAGAGGAAGCAGCUCAACAAUCAGGUCAAAGUGCUGGAGCAGCGCUACUACAAGUACUUGCACCUGCUGGCGUCUGACACCCAGGUGGCGACACCCCGCCUGCCACGGCAGUACUGGGAGGAGCUGGGCUUGCCCGACGCCCCCCAUGAGCAGCCCUGGCCCCUGCCUGUGCUGGUGCAGCUGGGCAAGCAACUGGCGGAGGUGCUGGUGAAGGCCAUACAGAUGCCCAAACACCUGGCCACGCCGAAGGGCGACCAGAGGAACAUCCCGGUGCUCUACCACGCCUAUUCGUUCCGCAGCUACCGCCAGAUUGGGAUCCUGAAGCCGCACCCGGCCUUCAUGCAGCUGGUGGAGGAUGCUGCCGAGCGCGAGCUGACCUUUGAGGCCAGUGAGAUGCCCAUGCUAUGCCCGCCACUGCCCUGGAUGUCGCCACAUUCGGGCGCCUUCCUGCUGAGCCCCACCAAGCUCAUGCGCUCGAUGGAGGGCACCACCCAGCACCAGCGCCUGCUGGAUAGCUGCCCCCCCGCCGACCUGCACGGCGCCCUGGACACCCUCACCCAGCUGGGCAACUGUGCCUGGCAGGUCAAUGGAACAGUGCUGGACCUGGUGCUGCAGCUCUUUACCGACAAGGGUUGCCCUCGCCUGGGGGUGCCGGCCCCUACCUCCGAGGCGCCCCAGCCGCCCUCCACCCGCCUGCCGCCUGACACCCCACCGGCCCGCAAGGCCGAGGUGCGCCGGGAGCUGGCCCGCUGCCUGAAGGUGACCCGGGAGAUGCACAGCCUGUGGGCGGACGCACGGUACCGCCUCUCGCUGGCCCAGCACCUGCGGAACCACAUCUUCUGGCUGCCCCACAACAUGGACUUCAGGGGCCGCACCUACCCCUGCCCACCGCACUUCAACCACCUGGGCAGUGACCUGGCACGCGCCCUGCUAGAAUUUGCUGAGGGCCGCCCGCUCGGCCCCCACGGCCUUGACUGGCUCAAGAUCCACCUGGUGAACCUCACCGGGCUCAAGAAGCACGAGUCGCUGCAGGGGCGCCUGGCCUUCGCCAACGAGAAGAUGGAAGACGUCCUGGACUCUGCCGACCAGCCCAUGACGGGCCGGAAGUGGUGGAUGGAGGCGGAUGAGCCCUGGCAAGCCCUGGCCUGCUGCAUGGAGAUUGCACGGGCCGUGCGUGCCCCUGACCCCGCUGCCUACGUCUCCCACUUCCCUAUUCACCAGGAUGGCUCCUGUAAUGGCCUGCAGCACUAUGCCGCCCUGGGCCGAGACAGUAUGGGGGCUGCAGCCGUCAACCUGAUGCCCUCAGACCUGCCGCAGGACGUAUACAGUGGGGUGGCUGAUCAGGUGGAGGUGUUCCGCAGACAAGACGCCGAGCAGGGCGUGCAGGUGGCCCAGACGCUGGAGGGCUUCAUCAGCCGGAAGGUCGUCAAGCAGACGGUGAUGACCGUGGUGUAUGGAGUCACCCGCUACGGGGGCCGCCUGCAGAUCGAGAAGCGCCUGCGGGAGCUGGACAGCUUCCCCCAGGAGUGCGUGUGGGAGGCCUCGCACUACCUCGUGCGCCAGGUGUUCAACAGCCUCCAAGAGAUGUUCUCGGGCUCGCGGGCCAUCCAGCACUGGCUCACCGAGGCUGCCCGGCUCAUCGCGCAGUCGGGCUCGGCAGUGGAGUGGGUCACCCCGCUGGGCAUCCCCGUCGUCCAGCCCUACCACCUCGACUGCAAGGUCUUGGUCAACGGCGGGAUGCAGACGCUCACCCUCAGCAGCAGCGGGGACACCAGCCAAAGGCCCAACACGCUGAAGCAGAAGAACGGCUUCCCGCCCAACUUCAUCCACUCGCUGGACUCCUCGCACAUGAUGCUCACCGCCCUGCACUGCUACAGGAAAGGCCUGACCUUCGUCUCUGUGCACGACUGCUUCUGGACCCACGCUGCCGACGUGCCCGUCAUGAACCAGGUGUGCCGGGAGCAGUUCUUCCGCCUGCACAGCCACCCCAUCCUGCAGGACCUGUCCGCCUUCCUGCUGAAGCGCUUCUGCUCCUGCUCCAGCUCCUCCAAGGACGGCCAGCGGCUCAGGCUGCAGAAUACGCUGCUGUCGGUGCCCGAGAGAGGGUCCCUGGACCUGGAGCAGGUGAAGCACUCCACCUACUUCUUCAGCUGAAGAUCCGCCCGCGCUUCUGUCCCCGGGGGCGCUCGCCUGCCCUGCCCUGCCCUGUACCAUAGUGUAAAUAAAGCCGUUGCCACCCGUGGGAGCCUCUGCCUUCUAGGGAGUCCUGCCCGCCCCGCUGUGCGCAGGGCGCCUGACCUCCUGGGACUGUGCCA